AGGAUGGAAAUUGAGCCCCAGACACCAGAGCAAGUCCUAGACCCAGCGGAGGGUUGGCUAGACAGACGGCGCGAUGGCGUUGAACACUCAGAUCCAGGCUGCCUGCCUGCUGGCCCUCCUCCUUGCCAGCCUGACCAGUGGCUCCAUUGUCCAGCCACAGACAGGACAGCUUGCAGACCUCCAGCCCCACAGUACAACCGAAGCCAAGGCCAGCUUCACGCCCACACUGCAGAGGCUAAGGAGGCGGGACACCCACUUUCCCAUCUGCGUUUUCUGCUGUGGCUGCUGUAAGAACACAAGGUGUGGGAUAUGCUGCAAGACAUAGAGCCUCCUUCCCUAACCCUGUUGCCCUCCUUUAUUUAUUCCCGUCCCCUUCCAAUAUCCAUCUUGGAAUAAAAUGGCCGGUUCUUUUAUUUUUCAAA
Fukomys damarensis (Damara mole-rat) is the source of this 422-nucleotide messenger RNA. It is a transcript of the gene Hamp, whose product is annotated as hepcidin antimicrobial peptide. The transcript is spliced from 3 exons. Gene Ontology annotation, biological process: intracellular iron ion homeostasis. The record is from RefSeq and is a predicted model, not a curated record. The coding region runs from base 74 to 325 and encodes 83 amino acids. Lineage: Eukaryota; Metazoa; Chordata; Mammalia; Rodentia; Bathyergidae. Gene Ontology annotation, cellular component: extracellular region.